This is a messenger RNA of Lytechinus variegatus (green sea urchin), 1106 nucleotides long. Its product is annotated as cyclin-dependent kinase 17-like. The transcript is spliced from 4 exons. The record is from RefSeq and is a predicted model, not a curated record. Lineage: Eukaryota; Metazoa; Echinodermata; Echinoidea; Temnopleuroida; Toxopneustidae. The coding region runs from base 561 to 971 and encodes 136 amino acids.
AGUGUUAUGAGGUGACUCAUAGUCUACUUCUAUUGCCUGGCAUGGAGAUGCAUUGACGCAUGGAUGUGUGUAGAACUUUGUAUACAUGGCUAUAUAACCGGACAGGUUGCAGUGUCUUUCCUCCUGUUUAGCACUAAUUUCCAGCUGAGAAUAAUCACAAUCUCCAUACAUGUAGAGCAGCUGGACACAAAAUGAUGUCUUCUGUACAUCACAUCCAUGUGCAGCAUUGGCCCUAGAGUAACCAGCCUAAACCUCAUCAAGAUUGCAUGGAUCAUCAGGAAAGAGAAUAAUAGUGCAGGAUAGCUCAAGACAGUGCAAGAUAUCUCCUGGAUCAAUUACAGCUUCAGUUGAUAAUCCCACAGUCAGUUGAUGAUUGUGUCAUCGUAAGGAAGGCCAGAAGUCCACUCACCCACAAGUUCUCUGUGUGUAUAUGUUACUGAUCAGUUGAUGAUCAAGUCAUCACAAGGCCAGACAUCCAAUCACUCAGGAGUUCCCUGUAUGUACUUCUAGCUGGUCACAGGUAUUCUCUGGUGGCUUGAGGUGAUAAACACUAAAACAAUAUGAAGCGAUUAAAGAGACGCCUGUCACAGUCUUUCCGCAGCAACUCCGUUAUUGAGGACUCACUUUCAGAGCUGACGGAAAGUAUGAGCAUUGAAGAGAAUGGCACACACUGUACAAAUGGUACAACAAAUGGCAAUACUAAUGGCACAAAAGAAGAGAUAGUGACACGAUUACGUAGCUCUGAUGGAGAGAGUGACCAGACGUCAGGAGCAUCAGAUGAGAGUCACACCCCAGUCAGAAGACGACAUAGACCUGGAAGGCUACAUAGGAGAUUUAGUGAGGAUAUCUCCAAGAGGCUAUCCCUGCCCGUUGAUAUGCGUCUUCCUGAACACUUCAUCGAAAAAUACAGCCUUAGCCCUCCAUUUGAAAAGAUGAGUCGAAGAUCAAGAAGGGCAUCAUUGGUAAGUUGACUGCUGAAUACUAACAUUCUCAUGUGGUUUAUACAGAGAUUUAGAUUACAGAUAUUUAAAGUGUGGAAGGUAUGAGGAAGAUCAAACAAUAAACAGAUUUGCUUCUUCCAUGCUUUAUCAAGAUAUAUGUAGUUU